Molecule: messenger RNA, 569 nt
Organism: Sphaeroforma arctica JP610
Lineage: Eukaryota; Ichthyosporea; Ichthyophonida
Exons: 1
Source: RefSeq, a predicted model, not a curated record
GCAGUCAUUGGCAUUCAGAUCCGAUUCCACGACGAUGUGAUGAUCGGCCGGCGCGCGUGCGACAGCGCAGAAAACAUGGACUUCGCUCGCCAAUACCUGGACUGCGGACAACAACUACAGGCUCAGCUGCACAAGCACCACAACGUGACCGCCAAACUCUUCCUGAUCACCAACUGCAUGCCGGUUAAAGUAGCGUGGGUGGCUGACAUGGGCAACGGCAUCAUCACAGACAACAGCUUCAGACCGCGUCAUACACUGCGCCUGCACGACGAUGAAACCCAGGAGCUCCGGAAUACCAUCAGCGACAUGUGGCAGUAUGGUCUGUGUGACCUGUUUGUCAGGGCAGAGGGCAGCCAGUUCGGCAAGACGGGUGCCCUUCUGUCCCUUUCACUGUACUCGACCUGGUUGCUGCAGUCCUGGGAUCCUAAGCCACGGCCGGAGGCUCCCAAGUGUACACUGGACAACUACACUCCGUUCUCUGUACUCGCCACACAGCACGUGGACUACUGAUGAGUGCACGGCGUCAGCGUUAAAUGUGCUUGAUCGGACGAUUGUCGCAUCGUCAGGCG